This is a messenger RNA of Bombus impatiens (common eastern bumble bee), 1396 nucleotides long. RefSeq names its product potassium channel subfamily K member 13-like. Gene Ontology annotation, cellular component: membrane. Gene Ontology annotation, molecular function: potassium ion leak channel activity. The transcript is spliced from 5 exons. Gene Ontology annotation, biological process: stabilization of membrane potential; potassium ion transmembrane transport. The record is from RefSeq and is a predicted model, not a curated record. Lineage: Eukaryota; Metazoa; Arthropoda; Insecta; Hymenoptera; Apidae. The coding region runs from base 2 to 1276 and encodes 424 amino acids.
GAUGUGUCUCCCCGGUGGCCUCGGAGAGGACAACGCAAGAUUCAUCCUUCAUUUCGCCGCUCUGACAGUGUACAUGUUAGCUGGCGCUGCAAUCUUUCAACAACUAGAAGCUGAUCUUGAAGUGCAACAGACUGCAGAAUUUUGGCGCGUUUAUCAUAGUUUUCGAAAGUAUCAUUUGCAAGGUAGUCCAAUUGCUCUCCAAAGACUAGAUGAGUUAUUAUACGCAUAUGGAAACGCUUCAUUCUCCGGUGUCAUCAACAAAAGCCGACGAUGGGAUUUUCUUGGCAGCUUUCACUUCGUGGGUACCAUAGUUUCUACAAUUGGAUAUGGAAAUACCACACCGCAAACGAGAGCGGGUAAGGUAGUUGCUGUUCUGUAUGGCCUUCUUGGUUGUUCCGGUGGAAUUUUAUUCUUCAACUUGUUUCUUGAAAGGAUCAUCACUUUCCUUGCUUGGAUUUUGAGAGUGAUACAUAUCCAUCGUUUAAAAAGGCAUAUUCGGAAAAAUUCAUCAAUAUCUCGACGUUCGUUCGGAUCGUCCAAAAAUGAAAAAUCUUUACCAGACAUACUUGAAGAUGAUGACGAUCAUUUAGAUGUCGAUGAAUGGAAACCAAGCGUAUAUUGGGUUAUGCUAUUUUUAUUAUUAGUGUGUUGUAUGAUAGCUUGCUGCGCUGCGGCGGUUUACGUUCAGUUCGAACAUUGGGAAUACUUCGACGCUCUCUACUUUUGUUUCGUUAGUUUCGCAACUAUUGGUUUCGGAGACUUCGUUAGUACACAAAACUCGUAUUAUCCUUACAUUCAUUGGUAUCGUUUCAUUAACUUUAUAUUUUUGCUGAUCGGUUGCUGUUGCACAUACUCCCUAUUGAACGUGACAUCGAUUAUAAUAAAACAAGGAUUAAAUUGCAUCAUACAAAAAAUACAAUGCAGAAAUCAGGAAAUGGCCGCAUCACAUUUACCAAAGAGGAAAUAUUCCUUGUCUACGAUUUAUUUUUCAAAAAGAAGAGGAACGAGGAUAGCAGCAAGAGAUUCGUUUAAAUCAGAUUACUUGGAAACUCCAAGAAGAAUGUCUGGAGAACUGAUUUCUAUGCAAGAUUUUUUCUCAGCGAACAAGGUUUCUUUGGCGGUAAUGCAAAAAGAAUUGUAUGAAAUGGCUCAAUCACAAAAAGGGGCUAGUGUGGGUACGAUCGCAUCUAAUGCCGUUGUUCUUAAGUCCGAUGCAGUUGGCCCUCUGGCCAUCGUUACUGAGAAGUUUAAAAACAAAAUGUCAAGAAAGAAGUAAAACGAUUUCAAACUAUGAAAAGAAAUAAAUUUAUUGGGUAUUGUUUUUUGCUAACUGUUAAUAUGAACUCAUUUGAUGUGUCACAGUAUUAACUAGUAAUACAAUAGUUUUAAAUAAAGA